AUGAAAAUUUUAAGUUGGAACUGCCAAGGGCUUGGCAACUCUUGGACAGUUAAUGCUCUCCGGGACUGGUGUUGGAGAGAGAGGCCAAAUAUCGUCUUUCUGAUGGAGACGAUGAUCGAUGCUGGCAGACUAGAAAGGAUACGUAAUAUAUGUGGCUUUGUCAAGGGUGUUUGUUUAAGCAGUGAUGGUAGAUCGGGAGGGAUGGGUUUUUGGUGGCGUGAUAUUAAUGUGGCUACAGGUACCUAUUCGGCUCACCAUUUUAUAGCUGACAUUCUGGAUCAAAAUAAUUCACUUGCAUGGAGGGCGGUUGGUAUCUAUGGAUGGCCAGAACAGGAAAAUAAACAUUUGACGUGGACAAUGAUGGAGAGAAUAAAAGCUAGCAGCUCAGUUCCAUGUGUAAUGUUUGGCGACUUUAAUGAAAUUUUGAGUCACUCGGAAAAGGAUGGUGGCCCCCCUCGUUGUGAACGUGUUAUGGAUGCAUUUCGGGGUGCUAUUGAUGGAUGCGGGCUACGUGACCUGGGAUACAAAGGCAGUAUUUUUACAUGGAAAAGGGGUACCAACCCCACAACGUAUGUACGGGAGAGACUUGACAGGUUCUUAGCGGAUGUUGAGUGGUGUUCUGCGUUCCCGAACUAUAGUGUUAGACACUUUGUCAGAUACAGAUCAGACCACGCUCCUAUUCUCCUGUCGACCUCUAACUAUUAUGAAAGGGGGCGAAACGAGAGGCUUUUUCGGUUCGAGGCAUUAUGGUUGUCGAAACCAGAAUGCUGUGAGGUGAUUGCGCAUGCAUGGUCCGGUAGUGCGGGGGAGGGGGCGGCUAGCCGAAUUGCGAGGUGUGCUGAGAGUCUGUCGGAGUGGGCAGCCAGUAGCUUUGGUAAUAUAAAGAAAAAGAUCAAAGAAACUGAAAGGAAGCUGAGAGUGGCACAAGCUCAGUCCCCAGACUCGGCGAUGAUCAGUUUGUGUAAUAUGCUGUCAGGUGAGUUGGAUGAGUUACAUAAACAGGAAGAAUCAUAUUGGUAUGCACGGGCCCGGGCAAAUGAACUUCGAGAUGGAGAUAAAAACACAGGUUUUUUCCAUCAAAAGGCGAGCCAACGGAAGCAUUACAACACGAUAUCGGGCCUGCUUGAUGAGGGUGAUGUUUGGCGUUCUAGGAGGGAGGACGUGGAGGAAUUAGUGGCAUCCUACUUUGGCACUUUGUUCACUUCAGAGGCUCCAUAUGAUUUUGAGCAUGCAAUGUCAGGUAUGGAUACAUUGGUAACACAGGAAAUGAAUGUUGGGCUUGACACUGAGCCGACCGACGAGGAAAUCAAAGCGGCAUUAUUUCAAAUGCACCCCAACAAAGCUCCGGGGCCGGAUGGUAUGCAUGCUUUGUUUUUUCAGAAAUUUUUGCAUAUAGUAGGGGGCGAUAUUAUCAUGUUUGUGAAGCAGUGGUGGAGAGGAUUAAUUGAUCUUAAUGAGGUAAAUAAAACUUGUGUGGUCUUGAUUCCAAAAUGUGAGAACCCAAAACGUAUUACGGAAUUUAGACCCAUAAGUUGUUGUAAUGUCCUCUAUAAAAUUGUUUCGAAGACAAUGGCUAACAAAUUAAAGCCUUUGCUAGGUGACAUCAUCUCGGUUAAUCAGAGCGCUUUUGUGCCGAAAAGAUUGAUCACUGACAAUGCGCUUAUUGCUUUCGAAAUUUUUCAUGCCAUGAAAAGGAGAGGUGAAGGGAAAGAUGGGUCGGUUGCGUUGAAACUUGACAUGAAAAAAGCUUAUGAUAGGGUUGAGUGGUUAUUUUUAGAGAAAGUGAUGUAUAGACUGGGGUUCAGUGAUAAUUGGGUUCGUCGGAUCAUGGACUGCCUUUCCAGUGUAUCGUUUGCGUUCAAAAUUAACGGACGGAUUUCAGGGUCCGUCACACCGUCAAGAGGUCUUAGACAAGGUGAUCCUAUCUCUCCAUAUUUAUUUCUCAUUGUUGCUGAUGCUUUUUCAACUUUAAUUGCUAAAGCUGCUCGUGAGAAAUUAAUUCAUGGGGUGAAAAUCUGUAAUGGUGCUCCGAGGGUGUCACAUUUAUUUUUUGCCGAUGAUAGUAUAUUGUUUGCAAAAGCAACUGUUAGAGAAUGCUCAGUGAUAGCUGAUAUUAUCAGCAAAUAUGAGAGAGCAUCUGGUCAAAGUGUCAAUCUUGAUAAAACAGACGUUGUUUUUAGCAAAUGUGUGGAGGACAAUCGGCGACAAGAAAUUGUGACUACAUUGGGAGUAAAGGAGGUGGAGAGGCACGAAAAGUAUUUGGGGUUGCCUACAAUUAUUGGUAGAUCGAAGAAGGUCAUAUUCGCAUCAAUUAAGGAGAGAAUUUGGAAAAAGUUACAAGGUUGGAAGGAGAAACUAUUGUCUAGACCCGGGAAGGAGGUUUUAAUCAAAGCGGUAGCCCAAGCCAUUCCUACAUAUAUGAUGAGCAUUUUUAAAAUUCCAGAUGAGUUGUUAGAUGAAAUUCACUCCAUUAUUGCUAGCUUCUGGUGGGGAUCAAAUGGCACGGCCCGGAAAAUGCAUUGGUACUCUUGGGAAUCACUAUGCAAACCAAAGGCUAUGGGAGGUAUGGGAUUUAGGGACCUUAAAGUGUUUAAUCAAGCCCUCCUUGCAAAGCAAAUGUGGCGCCUACAGUCAGACACCUCGUCUUUUCUUCAUACUGUUUUGAAGGCCCGGUAUUUCAAGCAUGAUUCAGUGCUAGAUGCUCGUAGAGGCUUCGAUCCGAGCUACUCAUGGCGUAGUCUGUGGGGGUCUAAGUCCCUACUUCUGGAGGGUCUUAAGUGGAGGGUAGGGAAUGGUGCAAGUAUCAAUGUAUGGGAGGAUGGAUGGAUACCAGGAAAGUCGACGGCCCCGGAGCCUAGAUCAUUGGAAGCUACUGGAAAUAUUGCUACUGUGGCAGAUUGCAUAGACCAUAAUUAUAGGGUAUGGGAUGAGCGCAUUGUCAAGGAAAAUUUCUCCGAUAAUGAUUGUAAGUUAAUACUCCAAACUCCGCUCUCUAUUUUUCCGACGAUUGAUCAAAUGUACUGGAGUCCUACAAAAGAUGGAGUGUAUACAGUAAAGUCUGGCUAUUGGGUUAGGAUUUUGGGAAGGCAACAAGCUGAAAGCAAUGACAAUAUUGAUCUGUGGCGUCUAGUGUGGGGUUUAGGCGGUCCUCCAAAAUUAUCUCACUUUGUGUGGCAAGCUUGUAAGGGAGGUAUGGCUGUUAAGGAGGUUCUUUUUAAGCGUCAUAUUGCUCAAGAUGAACUAUGUCCCUGCUGUGGCGUGGAGGUUGAGUCCAUAAAUCACGCCUUACUCGAAUGUGAUACGGUGAAGGUGGCGUGGGAGACUAGUAAGUAUGCAGACCUGGUAGAGGCGGCACCCACGGGUUCUUUUGCUUCUAAACUGCAAUGGUGGGCGAGUAAGACCGGGGCAAAUGAGGUGAGAGAAAUUAUGGCUAUAGCAUGGGCAAUAUGGUUUUGUCGUAACAAAUAUGUACAUGAGAAGGAGACAAUGAAUGUACAAAUAAAGGCUGCUAGUUUCCUUAAGCUAGUUGAGGAUUAUCGUACAUAUGCUAAACAAGUUUUUCACUCCUCUCCAAGCAAUGUAACACAUACAUUGUCAGCUUCGCAGUGGAAGUGUCCGCCUAGUGGUCUUGUGAAAGUGAACAUUGAUGCGCAUGUGGUUGAGGGGUCUUAUGUGGGACUGGGUGCAGUGAUUAGAGAUGUGCAUGGGAAAAUAAUUAUGGCAGCAGCAAGGAGACUUGAUAUAACCUGGGAUGCGUCUAUAGCAGAAGCGGCAGCAGCUCGUUUUGGUCUACAAAUUGCCCAACGUUUUGGCUACAAUAGCGUAUGGCUCGAAGGUGAUGCUAUCAAUGUAGUAAAGGCGGUCGAGAAUGCAAGUGAUGGUUUCUCUCCAAUAUUCCUGAUUUAUGAUGACAUUAGUAGGUUGUCAAAGUCUUUUGAUAAUUUUAUAUUUUCUCAUGUAAGGAGGGUCGGGAAUACAGUCGCUCAUCUGGUGGCAAGAUGGGAUACGAAGGGUUAUCCUGAACUCGUUUGUAGCUGCGAUGGGUUCAAUAGCAUUUUCAAUGGAUCUGGUUUGAAUCAUUCAGUUGCUGGACAAGAAGCAAGAUUUUCAGUUUAUCUGAAAGAUGCUUAUCAGUCUCCCAGUCCAGUAGAGAUUAGAAUGCUUCAAGUACAAGUUGCAUGUGUAGAAGAAUCAUAUAUGGUAUUGCCUACAGUUUAUCCUCUUGAGGAAUCAAAUGAUUUGCAGGAUGAUGAUUGA
Messenger RNA from Spinacia oleracea (spinach), 4257 nucleotides. RefSeq lists its product as uncharacterized. The coding region runs from base 1 to 4257 and encodes 1418 amino acids. Gene Ontology annotation, molecular function: RNA-DNA hybrid ribonuclease activity; nucleic acid binding. Lineage: Eukaryota; Viridiplantae; Streptophyta; Magnoliopsida; Caryophyllales; Amaranthaceae. The record is from RefSeq and is a predicted model, not a curated record. The transcript has 3 exons.